Messenger RNA from Helianthus annuus (common sunflower), 2341 nucleotides. RefSeq lists its product as uncharacterized. The coding region runs from base 1547 to 2248 and encodes 233 amino acids. The transcript is spliced from 13 exons. The record is from RefSeq and is a predicted model, not a curated record. Lineage: Eukaryota; Viridiplantae; Streptophyta; Magnoliopsida; Asterales; Asteraceae.
UUCCUUCUUCUCUCUUCCUUCAGAACAUACAAUCGGUUAUCUUCUCACAAACCUUACAAAAAUUAGGUCAACAUCACAGGUAAAUACACUAAAUUCAAUCUAAAUAUUUGUUAUUAUAUGCUCUGAAUCAAGAUCGGCUUUAGAUUUUAUGUUAUUCAUUUCUAUAUAAAGUUAAAUUUAUAAACAUUGUUUGUGCUUCUAUUAACUUCUUAUUUGGUCUGAUUUUUGAAGAUCCGACCAUAAAUCUUGAAGGUAUGUUGUUUUACUUUGUUGUUUAUGUAGGAUUCAUCUUUAAUCUAACGGAUUGAACAUGUUUACUGUUUUUAAAAACUAAAAUCUAGAUCUGAUGUUUUUGUUGAUUUUUGUUUCAAAGAAGGUCUUUGUUUCUGUAUAUCCGACCAUAUUUAUCGCAGUUACUGAUUUUUCUUGAAUUUUUUUUACAUGUGAAUCCUUAAUUCUAUCAUAACAAUCGGAAUUCCACCAUUGUUCAAGCAACAGAGGCUGAAGUUGCACCUACCGAUGUUGAAAAUGAAGUUGCUGAACAAAUACAUGGUGGUAUUCGUCUUUUUGUUCGUAUGGCUGGUGAACGUUAUUUUAGGAUUCCAGAUCCCGUUUCACGAAUGGCUAGACUUGAUGAAGGUUUAAGAGAUAUCACCGUUAGGCUUAUGCAUCUGGAUCCGCCACAACAAUUUACUAACGGUACCAGACGUGAAAGAAAAAGCGAUGGAGGUUGGCGAUACGCGUUAACCGGUUGGAAGAAGUUCAUGUAAGCUGCUAGAAUUAAGCUACAAUGGAAAACGAAGGUCAGAUCACCUUGCUGAACGAUAUCGAUGCUCUUAGCACAAACUACACUAUCAAGGUUAAAAUUGUUAGUUUGUGGAGGAAGAAGAUGAGAGCUAAUGAAAGAGAGACGUAUCGUAUAGAUAUGAUACUGAUGGAUGAAAUGGGUACCAAGAUUCAAGCAUCUUGCUUGCAUAAGCUAUUUUCAAAGUUUGAAAGGCAUCUUAAUGUUAAUGAAUGCCUUAUCAUAAAACGGCCAUCUCUUGCUGCGAACACUGCAUUUUUCAAGAUUGUUCCUAACAAUCAGAAGCUAUCUUUUUACUAUCAUACGUUUGUGGAAAAGUGCAAUAAAUGAGAAGAGAUGUUCAGAUCGAUUAAACUCUUUAGGAUGAUUACGCUAAGGACAUGUAUUCUUACAUGGUUAGUGAAAAGCGUGAAGCACAUGUUGUCGUUGUUGUCCAUUUUGGUGCUGUUAAGACAUACAAAGGUAAAUGGGGUUUUUCUAAUAACUUUAAUGGUUCACGACUUUUCAUUAACGACAAUUUUGAUGACAUGCUAUUGUUCAAGCAAAAGUUUCUUGGAAAACUUGCUGCUUCAACUGAGUCAAGUAGCCAUGCUGGGUCAUAUAUCAUGUGUUCUAUGGAAGAUGAAUUUUUAAAGAACGAUGUUUUUUCACCAAUUGCUUAUCUUGGAUCAAUCAUAGAGCCAAAGAAAGUUGUCGUUGUUGGAACUAUCGUUGCAAUUGUUUCAGAUAAGAUAUGGUAUUAUGAUGUGUGUAACUAUUGCAAGUCCAAAGUUGAGCAAAAGUUUGAAACCUAUGAUAAGGAUGAUGGAACAAGUGAUGUUAAAGAUGAGAAGUUGUAUCAAUGUUCUAACAAGGAUUGUAAUGGAAAAGAAGUUUUCCCGCUGUCCAGAUUCAACCGGUACGGUGACACUUACAUUGUUUGACCAUGAGGCGUUGAAGUUUGUUGGGAAAACUGCAAAGGAACUUAUACAAAUUCAGGACGAGUUAUUGAAGUCAAAUGGGAAUCCCGUAGAAUAUCCAGUUGAAUUUGAAUCGUUGGUUAACCUAAAGUGUGCUUUCGUGAUUAAAGUAACUGACUUUAAUAUUGUCAAUGCUGUCGAGAAUUAUGGAAUAUCAGUUGUUACCACUGAUGAAGACAUCUUGGAUAAGCUGAACAAAAAAUUCAAAAUUGACCAACUUGAUGUAUCUGAUUCUUUUGGUAUGACUCAGUCUGAGUUCCAAUCUACUGGUGGUGAAUGCUUUAAGGAUGCUGAUUCUUACACUGGGGAUAACACCACACCUGUUUCAAAGGAUUACGUGGGUGACUUGAAGCAAUCAUCUUCUGAUAUGAAGCGUAACCUUGAUGAUGUUUAUUUGAAUGAAGAGGGAUUGGGGUCGUCAGCAAGUAAGCCUCGAAUGUGUGUUGAGAAGAAUGCUAUUGACGAAGAUCUAAGCCACAAUUGAUAAAGGAGAUAUGGCAAAUGGUGGUUUUAAUUAGAAAACAAAUUAUUUGGUAUUUGAGUAUUGCAAUUUUGAUUUGUAUGCUAUGACUUUUUU